AUGGCUUUCAAUACUUCCUCGUCCGAUAUCGAAAGCCUCCCCGCAGGCUUCGAUAUCCGCGUGAUAACCAAGGAGCGCCCCCCAGUUAAAGGCGAGUCCUGCUGGGGCUUCACCUUGAGCCGCCACAACAGGCUGCACGCCCUUGUCAUGGGUGAGUACUGGUCCAGUAUCAGCCUCCCCGUCAUUGUCUUUGUGGAGCCGAAUCCAGGGGAAGAGCGCUUGUUUACACUCGUGGAGAGGCCCGACAUCGAGGAGGCCAUGGCCCGGACGGAUGUGCCCCAGGUCGGCCAGCGGUCUGUGGGGUGGAUGUUGCAUCCCGAUAUGAAGGAUGGCAAAAUCAAGGUGUGGAAGGGGCCUGGUGUUGUCACGACGGUUAGCACUGAUUUUAAGCUCGAAAUGGUGAAACCGUUCAAGCGCGAUGAUCCACGCCAUCUGAGUAAUUGGCCUGCCGGUCUAUUUGGGAGGCUGCUGCGUGCGAGGUUGGAGGAGUUGGAGGCACAAGAUCAGCAGGCUCCUGCCGGUCAAGCUCCAGAUCCAGCGAUUGCCCGUAUCCAGCAGAUGUUGGAGCGGCUGAGUGUUGACCAGAGCGAUGAAACAUUGCCCGAUGCACCUCCUCCUGACCAUCCCGAGGGGAACUCUCAGUAA
This is a messenger RNA of Aspergillus mulundensis, 645 nucleotides long. RefSeq lists its product as uncharacterized. The record is from RefSeq and is a predicted model, not a curated record. Lineage: Eukaryota; Fungi; Ascomycota; Eurotiomycetes; Eurotiales; Aspergillaceae. The coding region runs from base 1 to 645 and encodes 214 amino acids. The transcript has a single exon.